UCUUAUGCCUAUGACUGCCAUGAUGAAAUUGGAUGGGACAAAUUAUCAGAAAUGGAAGAAAACCUUAGUUAUGAAUUUGACCUUCAUGAAAUUGGAUUUGGCUUUGGAGAUAGAUCCACCAGAGAUUCCGACUGAUGAGAGUACUGUAGCAGCUAAGAAACUUUAUGAGGAUUGGAAACACUCUAAUAAAUGCUGUAUGAUGAUGAUGGAGAAUUACAUGGAUGAGGCCAUAUAUGCUAGUAUUCCUAAAGUGGAUACUGCAAAGGGACUUCUUGAGGAGAUAGGAAAGAAGUUUAUCAAGUUUGAUAUGAAUGAGAAGCAUCAUUAUUUGGACCUAUUGAACAAUACCAAGUAUGAUGGUAUUAAAGGAGUAAGGGACCAUAUUAUGCUACUUUCUUCCUAUUAUAAUAAGCUGAAGGAUCUUAAGAUGGACAUUGGAGAGGAGUUCUUGACCUAUUCUAUAAUGAGGAAUCUUCCAUCACAGUUUGAUAAUAUAAGGUCGAGUUUGAAUACUAAGAAAGAAGGUUGUAGUUUAGAGGAAUUGACUACUAUCCUUGUCAAGGAAGAGGAUGAUAUUAAAUUAAGUAAGUCUAGGUCUGUUGCUAUGGUUUCACAUCAGGUAGAUAAGUCCAAGAAAUUUUUCCAAAAGAAGGGACAAGGAUUCAAGCCAGGACAAGGUUUCAAGCCUGGGCAGGGUUUUAACCCCAAUAGGAAGAAGUUUUCUGGUAUGAAGCCUAAAGGGUCGAGGGAUGGUGGUUUUCAGAUUAGAAAAAGGAAAGAGUACUUCAAUGGAAGGUGUGGAUACUGCAAUAAAGUUGAGCACAAGAAGAUAGACUGUUGGACCUUAAAGGGAAAGCAAGAGAAGAAAGGGGAUGAUAAGCCGAAGGGGCCCAACCAAUAUUGAGCAGCAUGUUUAUAUGGGAGAUAGCUCAAGAGUGAAGGUGGACAUUGUGGGAACAAUCAAGUUGAAGCUUGCCACUGGAUAUGUUUUGGAGUUGCAAGAAGUUUCUUAUGUACCUUCAAUAAGAAGAAACUUGUUAUCUAUUUCUGUUUUGGAUAGUCAAGGUUAUAGUUUUUUGUUUGGAAAUAACAAAGUUGAAUUAUUUAAGGAUGGUAAAGUUGUUGGUUUUGGAACUUUAUGUGGCAAUUUAUAUAAGCUUGAUUUAUUUAAUAAUGGUCUCAAUUUCUUUGUUAAUUCUA
Molecule: messenger RNA, 1200 nt
Organism: Ziziphus jujuba (common jujube)
Lineage: Eukaryota; Viridiplantae; Streptophyta; Magnoliopsida; Rosales; Rhamnaceae
Exons: 2
Coding region: 5-904 (299 amino acids)
Source: RefSeq, a predicted model, not a curated record